AUGCGUGCUCUGCGCUCCCCCGGCGGCGUCGCCGCUUGGGCCUCCUCCGACCCGGGGGCGGCGCUCGCCGCGCUGAAAGCCCUUGCCGAGGCCCAGGAACUGAGUAGCGGCAAAGCCGUCCACGGCCGCCUCCUCCGCGCGCGCGCCCUCGGCCUCGUCCACGGCAACGCUCUCAUCCAUCUCUACGCCAGUUGCGGUCGCACCUACCUUGCCCGCCGCGUGUUCGACGCAUUGUCCCUCAGGAACGUGGUCUCCUAUGGUGCCCUCAUGGCGGGGUACCUGCACGCGGGUCUCCCCGCCGCGGGGCUCGACCUGCUGCGGCAUAUGGACCUAGCCCCCGCGCGCCCCAACGAAUUUAUCUACGCCACGGCGCUCGCCUGCUGCAGCGACGCCGGCACGCUCCGCACCGGCGAGCAGUGCCACGGGCGGGUCCUCAAGGCCGGGCUGGGGACCUUCCCCUACGUGGGUAACUCCCUCCUCUGCAUGUACUUGACAUGCUCCGGCGUCGAAGACGCGGCCAGAGUCCUCUCCGCCGCAAGUCCCGAUGUGUACUCCUGCAACUCGAUGAUCAACGGGUACGUCGACCAAGGGCGGUUUGGCGACGCCAUGGCCGUUCUGGGUCUCAUCCUCGCGGAGGUCGACCAGUGGGACCACGUCACCUUCCUCGCUGCCCUCGGUCUCUGCGCCGGCCUGAAGGAUUUGAGGCUUGGUACGCAGAUCCAUGGCCAGGCCUUGAGGAGAGGAGUCGAGGGAAACAUCUUCGUGGGCAAUUCCGUCGUCGAUAUGCACGGGAAAUGCGGGGAGGUGGGGGCGGCGUGGCGGGCCUUCUGCGAAUUGCCGGAUAGGAAUGUAGUAUCGUGGAGCUCGAUCAUGGCGGCCUUCGCCCAGAACGGCCUCUUCGAAGAAGCUCUCAGGCUGUGGCCGGAGAUGGAGGAGGACGGAGUCCGCCCCAACGACUUCAGCUACGCCAUCGUGCUGGCCGCCUGCGGCGGUCUCUCCGUCCUCAGACACGGCGAAGCCCUGAGUGCCCACGCGGAGAAGACCGGUUUCAGAGGGCACUCCCUGGUGGAGAACGCCCUCAUCAACAUGUACGCCAGGGGAGGCAGCAUAUGGGACGCGCACAAGACGUUUGCUGGAAUGCGCCGCCGAGACACCGUCUCCUGGAACUCAAUGAUUUCCGGCUUCUCCCAGCAUGGCCUGGGUGGAGAGGCCCUGAGGGUCUUCCACUGGAUGUCCAUGGAGCGAGCCCCCACCACGGCGGUCACCUUCGUUGGAGUCCUCUCUGCCUGUGAUCGCCUGGGCCUGGUCGACGAUGGCUUCCGCUACCUGAACCAGAUGGCUGAUCAGAUGGGGAUCUCCCCCACUGUGGAGCACUACACCUGCAUAGUGGGGCUCCUCAGCAGGGCGGGCCGCCUGGAAGACGCUGAGAGCUUCAUGAAGACGACUGAGGCCGAGUGGGACGCCGUCGCGUGGAGGACUCUCCUCUGUGCCUGCCUCAUCCACAAGAAUCAUGGCCUGGGUAAGAGGAUCGCCAAGCAGAUCCUCCACCGCAACCCAAACGAUGUGGGAACCUACGUCCUGCUGUCCAACAUCUACGCCAGAUCGGGAAGUUGGGACGGCGUCUCCGAGAUCCGGAAGCUGAUGCGGGCAAGGGGGAUCAAGAAGGAGCCGGGGAGCAGCUGGAUCCAGGUGCGGAACCAGACGCACGUCUUCGUCUCCGGCGACAGGGAGCACCCGAGGGCGGAUGAGAUCUACACCAAGCUCAGGGAUCUGCUGGCUGCGAUAAGGCCGCUGGGGUAUGUGCCGGACCUCGACGGAGUUUUCCACGACGUCGAGGACGAGCAGAAGGAGGAGUGCCUCAGCUUUCACAGCGAGAAGCUCGCCGUUGCCUUUGGGAUCCUCACCAUGCCACCCACGGCGCCGAUCCACGUGAUGAAGAACCUCCGGAUCUGCGACGACUGCCACACAGCUCUCACACUCAUCUCACUUGCCGCAGCGAGGACGGUGGUGGUCCGCGACGCCAACCGCUUCCACUGCUUUGAGGACGGCCGGUGCUCCUGCGGCAGCUACUGGUGA
Messenger RNA from Spirodela intermedia, 2076 nucleotides. NCBI's taxonomy places the organism in Eukaryota, Viridiplantae, Streptophyta, Magnoliopsida, Alismatales, Araceae. The record is from the annotation of a GenBank genome assembly.